UAGGCCACCAGGCUUCUCUGUCCAUGGGAUUUCCCAGGAAAGAAUACUGCAGUGAGUUGCCACUUCCUUCUCCAGGGGAUCUUCUUGACAGAAGGAUCAAACCUGCAUCUCCUGCAAUAUCAGGCAGAUUGUUUACCACUGAGCCAUCAGGGAAGCCCAAGCGGAAAUCAGACCAAGCAACAAAAUGUUCAAGGGAACAACCUGGAUUAGUGAAAUAUUGGAUUUGAUCUAUAACAAUGGGAAUGUGGAGAAAUGUAAACGAGAUGCAAUAUAGAAACGAGUGCCAUUCAUGGAAUUAAUAAUUCCAAGACUUACAAAUGGAGUUGAGGACUUGAAUGACAUGCAGUCUCCUCGAUUAGUGAAAACACACCUACCUGUUCAACUUCUCCCUUCUUCAUUUUGGAAAAAUAACUGCAAGAUGGUCUAUGUGGCACGGAAUGCUAAAGAUGUAGCCGUGUCUUACUAUUAUUUUUACCAGAUGGCAAAAAUGCAUCCAGAUCCUGGUACCUGGGAGGAAUUCCUAGAUAAAUUCAUGACUGGAAAGGUGGCUUUUGGUUCUUGGUAUGACCAUGUUAAGGGCUGGUGGGAGAAGAAAAAAGAUUAUCGCAUACUUUACCUGUUCUACGAAGACAUGAAAGAGGAUCCAAAGUGUGAAAUUCGGAAGUUGUUAAAAUUUCUAGACAAAGACCUUCCAGAAGAAACUGUGGAUAAAAUCCUCUAUCAUAGCUCCUUUGAGAUGAUGAAGCAAAAUCCUAGUGCAAAUUAUACCACUAUGCCAAAAUUUAGUAUGGACCAUUCUGUAUCUCCCUUCAUGAGAAAAGACUGAAAGAACUGCCAUUUUGUGAGCUAUGCCCUCACAAAAGAGAGAAAGAUCAAGAAAGAUGUUGGAAACUUUCCAGGACCUUUAAAGUUUCUGUUCAGAUGUGUUAUAUUCCACAUACAUUCAAAUUCUAUUGGUCAAAGCAUACAAAAAAUCCAAGCCCAAAGUUAAUGAGGCAAGGAGGAAUCACAAACACACUACAAUGGACAGAGGUGUAAAAUCUUUUUACAGUGAAGAAGAGAGUGUUUCAGGAGACUGGAAAAAUCAGUUCACUGUAGCCCAGUAUGAAAGAUUUGAAGAUUAUGAAAAGAAAAUGAAAGGGUCUACAUUGCAAUUUCAUUCAGAGAUCUAAGAAAUACUUGCUCUUUUUCCAGUUGCUUUAGUUUUGUGUAAUGUUUCCCUAUUUAUUGAUAUUAGUGUUUUGUAAUAGAAUAUUCAAAUAAUU
This is a messenger RNA of Dama dama (fallow deer), 1265 nucleotides long. RefSeq names its product sulfotransferase 1 family member D1-like. The coding region runs from base 290 to 826 and encodes 178 amino acids. The record is from RefSeq and is a predicted model, not a curated record. The transcript has 8 exons. Gene Ontology annotation, cellular component: cytoplasm. Gene Ontology annotation, biological process: sulfation. Gene Ontology annotation, molecular function: sulfotransferase activity. NCBI's taxonomy places the organism in Eukaryota, Metazoa, Chordata, Mammalia, Artiodactyla, Cervidae.